CAGCCUCUUCGGAAAGUCAACAUAAGCAUGCUAGCGUUAGCAUUGCAUACUUCAUCGUUCAUGAUACGAUGGCUAGACUUUUAAUCUUGUCUUCUUUGACAAUAAGUGCGUGACGUACGUUAAGUCUCAAGACUCAACCAGUAGAGCACGUUCCCCUAUUGACCCAGUAUUAUAUGCAGCCGGAAAAUUUUUCCUGAAAAGAUGUUACUUGAUGUCUAGACGCACUACUAACUCCGGUUUAUUUAUUUCAUCCGAGACCCACUAGCAGUCAAGCUCCUCUUGUUGUUCUUCGUGGACUUGAUGAAUUUAUACUAGAGAAGAAUAUGGCAAACAACAGUUGUUUAGGGAUUACCCUUCCGUCUCAUUUCCCAUUCUAUUUAACUAGUCUUGUAAUCCAUUUCACAUACUGCAGUAACCUUUUCUCGGGUCAUGGAAUACUGAUCGGCUCUUGGAAUCUACCGGCUAUCAUAGUAGAACAAAAAUAUGUCGCCGGAUUAAGUCUUGACGGCACUUGACGCCACUAGCCAUGCACCCAAGUGUAAUUCUUUUGCCAGUUGUCUUUGCUUCCCAAAUUGUGACCUGACCUUCCACUUCCACCAUGGACAGAAGGCUUUGUGAUGCAGCAUUGGAAGGAGAUGUUACCGCUCUCUGUCAGUUGCUUCAAGCUGAUCCACUUGCUCUUGCUAAAGCUGCUUUGAAGUGCGAGGAUAAGAAUCCUCUUCACAUAGCAGCAAUAUUGGGCCAUGUAGAUUUUGUAAAAGCAAUCUUACAAGUUGAUUUUGCUUAUAUUAUGUGUUUGGCCCGUGAUCAAGAUGGCAGAAGCCCUUUACAUCUUGCUGCCAUGUAUGGCAGAUUGGAAGUCUUGCAAGAGCUACUUGAUGCAGGAUCUCAUGCCAAUUCUGCUCAUUCUAUGUGUUUGGCCCGUGAUCGAGAUGGCAGAAACCCUUUGCAUCUUGCUGCCAUGUAUGGAAGAGUGGCAGUCUUGCAGGUGCUAAUUCGUGCCGGAUUUCAAGCAGCUCUAGAGAAGACAGACGGCGGGGGAACCAUUUUGCACCUCUGCGUCAAACACAAUCAGUUGGAAGCAUUGAAGACGCUUGUCGACAUAGUAAAAUAUCCAGAGUUUGUGAAUGCAAAAAAUGAGGAUGGCAUGACCAUAUUGCACCUGGCCAUAUACUAUGAGCAACAUGAGAAAAUUUGCAUGCAGACUGCGAAGUACAUAUUGCAGAAGAACGGAGUAGAUGUGAAUGCCAGGGAUGCGAAUGGAAAAUCAGCGUUAGACGUCUUACGCGGAGUUGGCAAUAUCAAGUCGGAAAUUGCACGACGUCUCAAAGUUGCUGGCGCCAAGACAAGCGACUUUUCUACAGGAUUACAGGAUUUAGUACGGGAGCAUCGUAGUUGGAUACAGGUGGCAUCCUCAAUUAUUGCGACAAUGGCUUUUCAGGCUGCAAUAAGCCCUCCAGGAGGAGCUUGGCAAGACGACCUAAUAGCAGAUUCACGUGGUAACCCGGUGCCAAAUCCACACAGAGCAGGAGAAGCUGUAAUGGCACACACUCAUCCCCAGAGAUAUGAACUUUUCGUUUUCACAAGCAUAACAUCCUUUUGGGCAGCUCUGUCGACAAUCAUCAUCACCAUCUGUGAUUUUACUGGAAGGCUGGCUCUGUUUCUGCUGUCGAUUCUCCUCCACUUAGCAAUUGUCACACUAGCGGCUGCUCAUUUCACAUCAAUCCAUAUGCUAUACCCUAAAGGCCGCAAAAAAAUAAAACGAAGCACGGAUUGGACGGAAAUCAUACUUCUCUAUGGUGUUUGGGCUGUUAGUGGGAUACUGAUUAUCGCAAUUGUUCACAAGAGGCUCAACAAGAAAACCUCGGGAUUCAGGCUCAGCUGCUGAUGCCCACAGCAAUCCUUAGAUAGAUAUAUAGAUACUAGGAGGUGCUCACCGCGCCUACGCGCGGUGUAAAUUUCAAAGACUGACAUGCCCAGUGUUGCUGAAUAAGCUAAUAAGAAACUGUAUUGUUGGAUGUUUGAAACACAGGUCCAUAGGAAACCUCCUCACUAUUGCUCGUUCUGGAGAAGCUUCCAAGGCUCCUGAGAGUUCUCAUAACUCCCUACAAUGUUAACAGGUACACCCGCUGCCAUCAGAUUUA
Molecule: messenger RNA, 2144 nt
Organism: Coffea arabica (coffee)
Lineage: Eukaryota; Viridiplantae; Streptophyta; Magnoliopsida; Gentianales; Rubiaceae
Source: RefSeq, a predicted model, not a curated record